Molecule: messenger RNA, 468 nt
Organism: Punica granatum (pomegranate)
Lineage: Eukaryota; Viridiplantae; Streptophyta; Magnoliopsida; Myrtales; Lythraceae
Source: RefSeq, a predicted model, not a curated record
AUGCCUCAAGAGUGGAGGGACUGGAUAGAGGGCGAGCUAAGUGGGACCAACAUUACUCCUGUCAUCCAAAAAGAGCUGACCAAGACUGAUGUGGCAAGGUAUCACAAGCGUCUGUUGCUAUCUAAGAAGCAUAUCCUAUCCCUCGAGUUCCUCAGAGAAGAGGAGAAAGAAAUAAUGGAGUUGCCGACCACAAAAGCGGAAAAGAGAGGCAUUCCAGUUCAGGUAAUAGGUCCAUCACGCCAUAGGCACACGCUGAGCUUCAGGAGAUGGCACAUGAAUAAGGGAAAUGGGAAGACAUCUAUUAUGUAUGUGCUCACGACAAGGGUUUGGAGCGAUUUUGUGGAGGAUAAAAAUUUGCGAAGAGGCGAUGUGAUCCAGGUUUGGUCGUUCAGAGUUCCGGAGAAACUUUACAUGGCCAUAGUUGUCGUGAGAAGGUCGACGCUGCCUGAGGAAGGAGGUGAUGCUUGA